AUGGACAACCUUCCUGCAACUCUAGUGUUCGAAAUACUGAGUCGACUCAACAACUCGGCGGACGUUGCGCGCUGCAGAGCAGCAUGGAAGACUUUUGAUACUGUCUCUCCAGACCUUCCAUGGAUCAAUCUCCAGUACCCAUUAAAAAGGUACAUCGAAUUAAGGUCUAGGGAUUCAGAUUCUUCUAGUUCUUCCUCAUUACCUUCCCCUCUCAAGACAAUUAUCCUCCAUCUUAUAUCGAACUCAAGAUCUCUCGAAUCGGUGCAUAUUGGCGCCGAGAAUCUGCCCCUAGACGUGUCUCACGCUGACGUUGAAGAUUAUGGCGAUGAUAUGUACCUCACAGAUGGGGCUUUCGUCAAGAAGUGGCUCCCUAGGGUUUCAGGAACAUUGAAAUCCCUUUCUAUAUCAGAUUUUUGGGUUCAUUCAGGUUGGCGUCGAUCAGAAGUUUUACCCCUCGUCUCCGCAUGCUGUCAGAAUUUGCUAGAAUUAGAGCUGAAGCAUGCAUGGAUUUCUGUAGAGAAUAUGAAUCCAAUGCCAAUGCAUGGAUUUCUGUAG
Lactuca sativa (garden lettuce) is the source of this 555-nucleotide messenger RNA. RefSeq names its product F-box/LRR-repeat protein At4g29420. The record is from RefSeq and is a predicted model, not a curated record. Lineage: Eukaryota; Viridiplantae; Streptophyta; Magnoliopsida; Asterales; Asteraceae.